This is a messenger RNA of Elephantulus edwardii (Cape elephant shrew), 3228 nucleotides long. It is a transcript of the gene CEP131, whose product is annotated as 5-azacytidine induced 1. The transcript is spliced from 25 exons. NCBI's taxonomy places the organism in Eukaryota, Metazoa, Chordata, Mammalia, Macroscelidea, Macroscelididae. Gene Ontology annotation, biological process: cilium assembly; intraciliary transport involved in cilium assembly; regulation of centrosome duplication. The record is from RefSeq and is a predicted model, not a curated record. The coding region runs from base 1 to 3228 and encodes 1075 amino acids. Gene Ontology annotation, cellular component: centriolar satellite.
AUGAGGCGCUCCCAGGCCCCCAGCGGGCCCCCCGAGGGCAGCCCAGACAGUGUGGACCUGAGCCUGACCGGCCUGCCCCCACCCGUGUCCCGGCGCCCCAACAGCGCCUCGGCCACCAAGCCCUUCGCCCGCUCUGUCUCCGUGGCCACAGGCAGUCAGUCCAGGAGGAAGACACAGGAGGGCGUGGGGCCGGGCGGCUCACGCACCAUCAACAACCUCCGAAGAUCUAACAGCACCACUCAGGUCAGCCAGGCUUGGUCCGGAGCCCUCAGGACGGCAGAGCCCCCCGACUUCCUGGCACUCUUCGAGAGCAACAGCUUAGAGGGGAAGGGGCUGACCACGCUGGGCUCUGUCCCGAGCGAGCUGGGGGCCACGUGGCACAUCCUGGAUGACCAGCCCCGAGAGUUGGCCCUGCCACCCACUGUCGAGUCCUCCGGCGCCCUCAAUCCGUCGGCCAGCCUUCGGAGGAGAGAGUGCCCUGUGACCCUGGCACCCAGCUUCACGGCCAAUAACAGGAGCAACAAGGGUGCUGUGGGCAACUGCGUCACAGCCAUGGUGCACAACCACUGCCCGCCCGCAGAGAAGACGCCCCCACCCAAGAGUUCCAACCAGACGGCCCCCUGCCUCAACAACAUCAUCAAGGCAGCCACUGGCGAGGGUGCUGAGGGCAGCGGCUUCGGGAAGCCCCAGAAGAACAUCCCCAACAGCAACCAGGUGGCCCGGAAUAACACAGGGGGCCUACCCAGGAGGAAGGAGGUGACAGAGGAGGAGGCUGAGAGGUUCAUUCACCGGGUGAACCAGGCCGCCGUCACCAUCCAGCGCUGGUACCGCCAUCAGGUGCAGCGGCGCCACGCUGGAGCCGCCAGUCUGGACCUCCUGCUGGCGUCCAAGCGAGAGGUCAGCUCAGGGCCAGCUGGAGGGGGUGGUGUCCUGGAGCUGCAGCAGCAGAAGGCGGCAGCGAGGAGGAAAACCCGGGAGGAGAAGGCGCGCCAGGCCCGGCGGGCGGCCAUCCAGGAACUGCAGCAGAGACGCACCCAGAAGGCCGCUGAGGCCGAAGCCAGCCCACCAGAGGGGCCCCUCAGAGCGGGGAGACCAAGGCCUGAGAGGGAGCCAAGCCUCGCCCCCCGAACUCCUGCCUCUCAGGUGCUCAAGACCAACAAUGCAGGGCCCAGCACCUGCAUCGCACACCCUGAGCAGCGUGGCCAGCCAGCUUCCAGCUCAGCCCUAGAGCCCGCGUCCUCGCCUGGGGCCACCCCGCAGGUCUUGAAGCAGCUCUUCCCCUUUCUGGUUUCAGACACCCAGAAUAUGGCCAGUGAGGACCUGGAAAUGCAGCAUCCCACCAAGCCAAAGGUGACCCUGGAUGAGCUGCUGGACACACUGCGGCUGCUGGAGGCAGAGCCCGAGCCCCUGCCUCGGCCCCAGGCCUACCGCAAGGAGAAGUACGCCUGGAUGCACGAGGAGGACGCUGCCAGCUCGCUGACUGCAGACAACCUGGAGAAGCUGGGCCGGCUCAGCGCACGCCCGGAUGACGGCACGCUGCUCUCGGAGGCCAAGCUGUACAGCAUCCUGAGCUUCUUAGACGAGAUGGAGCCGUCGGCACGGGAGCAGCCGGCCAUGGGCCCCCAGCAGGAGGGGCUGAUGCUGGGGACGGAACUGGCCAGCCUGGAGCCACCAUCGGCAGGGACGACGGCACUGAUGAGACUGCAGCUGGAGGUGGAGGAGAAGAGGCGGGCCAUGGAGCUGCUGCAGCGGGCGCUGGCCCAGCAGCGGGCCCUCACAGCACGGAGGGUCAAGGAGGCGGAGAAGGAGCUGAACCGGCAGCUGCGGCAGCAGAAGGAGCACUAUGAGGCCACCAUCCAACGGCACCUGGCCUUCAUUGACCAGCUAAUUGAGGACAAGAAGGCCCUGGGGGAGAAAUGUGAGGCAGUGGUGGCUGAGCUGCGGCAGGGGGACCUCAGAUGGAAACAGCAGGCAGAACAGAUGCAGACGCAGCACGAGCGGGAACUGAGGAAGCUCAAGGAGCUGAUGAGUGCCACAGAGAAGGUCCGCCGUGAGAAGUGGGUCAACGAGAAGACCAAGAAGAUCAAGGAGAUCACGGUCAAGGGCCUGGAGCCCGAGAUCCAGAAGCUCAUCGCGCAGCACAAGCAAGAGGUGCGCAAACUCAAGAGCCUGCAUGAGGCGGAGCUGCUGCAGGCGGACGCCAGGGCCUCCCAGCGCAGCGAGCGCCAGGCCGAGGAGCUGCGGACGCGCCUGGAGCGCGAGAAGGAGGCGCUGGGGCAGCGGGAGCGCGAGCUGGCACGGCAGCGGUUUGAGCAGCACCUGGAGCAGGAGCAGAGGGCUCUGGAGCAGCAGCGCCGCCGGCUCUACAGCGAGGUGGCCGAGGAGAGGGAGCGGCUGGGCCAGCAGGCGGCCAGGCAGCGCUCGGAGCUGGAGGCGCUGAAGCAGCAGUUGGAGGAGAGCGGAGCCGCCGCAGGCCGAGCCUUGAGGGCUGAGUUUGAGAAGGCGGCAGCGGAGCAGGAGCGCAGGCACCAGGUGGAGCUGCAGGCCUUGAAGGACCAGCUGGAGGCAGAGCGGCAGAUAUGGGAAGCCAGUUAUGCCAGGAAGGAGGAAGCAUGGCUGCUGACCCGGGAACGAGAGUUGAAGGAGGAGAUCCGGAAAGGCCGGGACAAGGACAUCGAACUGGUCAUUCAGAGGCUGGAGGCCGACAUGACGCAGGCUCGGGAGGAGGGCGAAAGGGCCGCUGAGAGCCGAGUCCAGCGUCUCCAGGACAAGUUCCAGGCAGAGCUGCAGGAGCUGGAGCAGUCAGAGCGGAGGCUGCAGGCACGCUGUUCAGAGCUCAAGGGCCGCCUCGGGGAGGCCGAGGGGGAGGCCGGGCGGCUGCAGGGGCUGCUGCGGCAGAAGGAGCGUGCGCUGGAGGACGUCAGGACGGUGAACGAGCAGCUGACAGGUGAGCGGAGCAACCUGGCCCAGGUGAUCCGACAGGAGUUUGCUGACCGACAAGCCGCCUCAGAGGAGGAGAACCAGCAGCUAAAGGCCAAGCUGGAGCGAGUCAUGCAGGAGAAGCAGGAGGAGCUAGAGGAGGUGCACCGCAGGGUGAAGCUGGCCCUGGCCCGCAAGGAGGAGACGGUGAGCGCUCUGCGGAAGCAGCAUGAGGCCGCCGUGAAGCGGGCUGACCAUCUGGAGGAGCUGCUGGAGAAACACCGGCAGGCGGCCCUCACCGCUAAGUGA